UGGAGGUAUCCAGUGGUGAGCAAGAAGAAUUGUUCAUUCGUAAGCUGCGCCAGUGCUGCGUGGCGUUUGAUUUCAUGGACCCCGUGGCUGAUCUGAAAGGCAAAGAAAUAAAGCGCGCUUCUCUCAACGAUCUAGUGGACUAUAUGACACACGGCAGGGGUGUACUGACGGAGCCUGUUUAUCCAGAAAUUAUUAAAAUGAUUUCUGCGAAUUUAUUCCGAACGCUGCCACCGAGUGAGAAUCCAGAUUUUGACCCCGAAGAGGAUGACCCAACGCUGGAAGCAUCCUGGCCACAUUUACAGCUAGUGUACGAACUGUUUUUGAGAUUCUUGGAAAACACUGAUUUUCAACCGACAAUCGGCAAAAAAGUCAUCGAUCAGAAGUUUGUUCUCCAGCUACUAGAGUUGUUUGACUCGGAAGAUCCAAGAGAACGCGAUUUCCUGAAGACAGUUUUGCAUCGCAUAUAUGGAAAAUUUUUGGGCCUACGUGCCUUCAUUCGCAAACAAAUAAACAACAUAUUUUUGCGUUUUGUUUACGAAACCGAACAUUUCAAUGGAGUUGGUGAACUAUUAGAAAUACUUGGCAGCAUAAUAAAUGGUUUCGCUUUGCCAUUGAAGUCUGAACACAAGCAAUUCUUGGUAAAAGUUCUUCUGCCUUUACAUAAAGUGAAAUGCUUAUCGUUGUAUCAUGCACAACUAGCUUAUUGUGUGGUUCAGUUUUUGGAAAAAGAUGCUGCCUUGACAGAACCUGUUGUCAGGGGUCUUCUGAAAUUUUGGCCAAAAACUUGCAGCCAAAAGGAGGUCAUGUUUCUUGGAGAGAUAGAGGAAAUAAUGGAUGUGCUAGAGCCAUCACAAUUCGCUCGGGUACAAGAGCCAUUGUUCAGGCAAAUUGCAAGAUGUGUCAGUAGUCCUCAUUUUCAGGUUGCUGAGAGAGCUUUAUAUUAUUGGAAUAAUGAAUAUGUUAUGUCACUUAUUGAAGAAAACAAUCAUGUAAUUAUGCCCAUAAUGUUUCCGGCUUUGUACCGCAUUUCAAAAGAGCAUUGGAAUCAGACAAUUGUGACUUUAGUUUAUAAUGUCUUAAAAACAUUCAUGGAAAUGAAUAGUAAACUAUUUGAUGAAUUGACUGCAAGUUAUAAAGGAGAACGACAGAAAGAAAAGAAACGCGAGCGCGAACGAGAUGAAUUAUGGAAACGUUUAGCAGAUUUGGAAAUAAGUCACCGAAAGCAGAUAGAGUCCUCAAGCUCAUCAGGACCACAGUUGCAGAAUGCUGUAACGACAGCCGUAACCCACCAUCAAUUGCCACAGAAAACCAAGUGAAACAUCAGUAAUACAUGUGUCAAGAACCAGGAUACAAUCUGAGCAACCUAUAACCUUCCUGCUGCUACUGUGAUCUGUCAUGACAUUUACCACACAUCGACAUGACAUCAAUCGGUGUAUGAAGUUUCAAAGUGAUUAUAGUGCUCGUGCGUGUGUACUUAUCAGUUUAUACAUGCACAAGUUGUAUGUGUGAUGCAGUUAUGUUAAAGUUUUUAUUUGUUUAUAGUGUGACUUGGUUUAUUGGCGAAAUAUGCAAAGACUUUC
Molecule: messenger RNA, 1580 nt
Organism: Ctenocephalides felis (cat flea)
Lineage: Eukaryota; Metazoa; Arthropoda; Insecta; Siphonaptera; Pulicidae
Product: serine/threonine-protein phosphatase 2A 56 kDa regulatory subunit epsilon isoform-like
Exons: 7
Coding region: 75-1316 (413 amino acids)
Biological process (GO): signal transduction; protein dephosphorylation
Cellular component (GO): cytosol; protein phosphatase type 2A complex; nucleus
Molecular function (GO): protein phosphatase activator activity
Source: RefSeq, a predicted model, not a curated record